AACAGCUAAACACGGCCGUUUAAUUCGAUCUCGGACUAUAAAUACUGGUCCCUAAUUUUACUCCCAUCUCGUUGUGAAGGACAGCUCCCAUCGCAGGAAGAAAAACACAGAUCUGUUUGCUCCAUUUCCCCAAAUCGCUUCUUUCCUCAGCAGGUAGAAAAAUGGGGCUGUCUUUCACCAAGCUUUUCAGCCGGCUGUUUGCGAAGAAAGAGAUGCGUAUACUGAUGGUGGGUCUUGAUGCCGCUGGUAAGACUACCAUUUUGUACAAGCUCAAGCUGGGAGAGAUUGUGACUACAAUUCCCACAAUUGGAUUUAAUGUGGAGACUGUGGAGUAUAAGAACAUUAGCUUUACUGUAUGGGAUGUUGGUGGCCAGGACAAGAUCCGACCAUUGUGGAGACAUUACUUCCAGAAUACGCAAGGACUUAUCUUUGUGGUUGAUAGCAAUGACCGAGACCGUGUGGUUGAAGCUAGGGAUGAACUGCACAGAAUGUUGAAUGAGGAUGAGUUGCGGGAAGCUGUGCUGCUAGUGUUUGCAAACAAGCAAGAUCUUCCCAACGCAAUGAAUGCUGCUGAGAUCACGGACAAGCUUGGGCUUCACUCUCUCCGCCAACGCCACUGGUAUAUCCAAAGCACUUGUGCCACUUCUGGUGAAGGGCUGUAUGAGGGACUGGACUGGCUCUCGAACAACAUUGCGAAUAAGGUGAUGUACCUUUUUUUUUUUUUUUAAAAACAUACUCUGCAGUGCUCGAGGGAUUUGUUUGAACCGAAGGAUUUUGUGAGGGGCAAAAUGAAAAGAAAAUAAGGAGACUAAUCCUUAUAAUUUGCAUUGGUUAUGUUGCCAUUUUUCCCAGUGUUUCCAAUGAUCAUAUAUUUUUUUAUUUUUUGGUAAUUGCAGGCAUAGAGGAUGGCUUCAUUUUCUGGGUUCCUGGGUUUCGGAGAUAGAUACUUUGGUUCUUUCUUCGGUGUUGCGGAUGUUUUACACUGUUAAUUAAUGGUGUUUACUUGUUUACAUUCUGUGAUUUCUGUUGUAGACAUUCUCAUUUCUGUUCUGUAGCUUGAUAAUAAUUCAUAUAUAUAUAUUUUUUAACCA
Molecule: messenger RNA, 1091 nt
Organism: Malania oleifera
Lineage: Eukaryota; Viridiplantae; Streptophyta; Magnoliopsida; Santalales; Ximeniaceae
Product: ADP-ribosylation factor 2-like
Exons: 6
Coding region: 162-728 (188 amino acids)
Biological process (GO): vesicle-mediated transport; intracellular protein transport
Cellular component (GO): cytoplasm
Molecular function (GO): GTP binding; GTPase activity
Source: RefSeq, a predicted model, not a curated record